AUGCGCAUCACCUUUGUUCAAGCUCUCUUCUUCAAUCUUGGUCUCAGCAUGAGCCUUGACUCCGUUUCACCUCGCACCAAGCCUGACAUCGGUCCCUUCAAAAACCCCCAUCUGACGGCAUUCCUCCAAAUCGACCUUGCUGUAGGUCGUGAGACCAAUAUCACUGGUCCUGAUACCCAAUGGGGUGCUGCUCCUAACGUCCAGGGUGGAAAGGUGUCUGGUGCUUUUGAAGCCAACAUUCUCCCGCUUGGAACGUCGUACGAGAGAUAUGUCAAGAAUGAGCAAGGCGAGAACAGCUUUUACUACAAUAGGUAUAUCCUCAAGACUGCGGACAACGAAACCAUCAGCCUCGAGGUUGAUACCAUUGUAAACUACCGCAACAAUGCACUCCAUGGCUUUGGAUUUGGCAAAUUUGUGACCGCUAUUCCACACCUUUUGUAUCUCAACUAUAACGUGUAUCUCAUCGAGGUCACGGGUGACUUUGAAACAGGCAAGGCCGCAAGCCAGCUAUUUGCACUUAAAUCUGGAGGUCGACAGGACGGCGAACCUAUUAGAGCUCUUCUGCCCAUCGGAUAG
Fusarium pseudograminearum CS3096 is the source of this 576-nucleotide messenger RNA. RefSeq lists its product as uncharacterized. The transcript is spliced from 3 exons. Lineage: Eukaryota; Fungi; Ascomycota; Sordariomycetes; Hypocreales; Nectriaceae. Bases 1 to 576 code for a protein of 191 amino acids. The record is from RefSeq and is a predicted model, not a curated record.